Dendronephthya gigantea is the source of this 609-nucleotide messenger RNA. RefSeq names its product 5-hydroxytryptamine receptor 2B-like. Gene Ontology annotation, biological process: G protein-coupled receptor signaling pathway. Bases 1 to 609 code for a protein of 202 amino acids. The transcript has 2 exons. Lineage: Eukaryota; Metazoa; Cnidaria; Anthozoa; Malacalcyonacea; Nephtheidae. Gene Ontology annotation, cellular component: membrane. The record is from RefSeq and is a predicted model, not a curated record. Gene Ontology annotation, molecular function: G protein-coupled receptor activity.
AUGGAUUCGAUACCUGAGAAAUCAAGAUUAUUCAGAGAGCAGCUAAUAUUAACAGAAAAAAUCAUAUUAAUUAUCGUUGCCAUAUGCGCAAUUCUGGGAAAUACUUUCGUUUUGGUCGCCACUUGGAGAGAAAGAAGUCUUCAUCAACCAAAUAAGUAUUUUAUCGCUUGCCUGGCUGUUGCUGAUCUUGUUGUGGGAAUUUUUGUAGCACCAAUGACAGCGAAUGAACUUAAUUUCGUUCACGAAUCGCAAGAUGCAAAGCCUACUCACACAUGUCGCUUUAUGGUUUGGUUAGACACGUUUGCGUUAACAGCAUCGUUCUAUAUACUAACCGUCAUAAGUUUUGACCGAUACCUUAAAAUCAGCAAGCCUCUUCAUUACAGAUCACGAAUGACAACUUUCAAAUUACUUAAAAUUAUUUCCUGCAUUGUCUUAAUUUCAAGUGUCUCAGAGGCCGCGGAAGCAUGUCAAAACCUAUGUAAUCCAGUCAUCUACGCUUGGCUGGAUCAAACGUACAGAAAAGCUUUUAAACACCUGUUCAAAAAAAUUAUGUGUCGGCCCGAUGCGAGAAGGCACCCACCGAUAGUUCCAAUUGAGUUACGUUCAUGA